CGAAAUAUCAGCCUCAUCGUUUUCUCUAAUUCUCGAAGUAUAAAGUGGAAGCUAGUUCGUCAACCUCCUAAUCCUUUCUUCCUUUCCCUCCACUGCUCUCUUACGCGGCAAAACCACCGAUAUGGAAGAUCCGCAAGGGCACCGUCACCACCAGCACCAAGACUCCUCUCCAAAUUCUCCCACAGCCUCUUCACCACCAUGCACCACCAGCACUUGCGUAAAAUGCGGCGGCCCAACUGCAUACCCUCCACCUCCUCAAUCUUGGCCCGAAAUGUCUCCUCCUCCUACUUACCGCCCAAUCCGAGCUCCCGCUAUUAAUCUUCCUCCGAACAACUCCCAAGCGAUAAUCCUCGCUCCGGUUCCUCAAUCUCAGAAAGUCCCGACCAUUUCCCCUCCUUAUAACUUCCAAUCGCCUUCUAAGAAAAUCCAAUAUCCCGACGACAUUCGCCAUUUUCAAGCAUCCGAUGCCGGCAAGAACUUCCUGGGCUUCAUUGUAUCUCUCUCCGAGUCCAUCCGUGGCCACAAAAUCUCCGAUGCUUGCCAUGAAUCACAUACUGUAAAGACUAUAACCUCCGUUCUCGAAACCCUAAUUCACUGGGUUGACGAAAUUCCUCCGGUUCAACAAGCCGCUCGCUACGGUAAUAUCUCUUACAGAACAUGGCAUAGCCGUUUGGUGGAAAAUAGCGAUUUAUUAAUGCUUCAAUUUUUGCCUGACCAUUUUAAAUCUGCAACAAUCGAGAUAGUUCCUUAUUUCACUGACAGUUUUGGAAAUUCGAGUCGGAUUGAUUACGGUACUGGCCACGAGACUAAUUUUGCAGCUUGGUUAUACUGUCUGGCAAGGAUGGGAGUUAUUAAGGAAGAGGAUUAUCAAGCCGUGGUGGCUAGGGUUUUUGUAAAGUACCUUGAGCUAAUGAGGAAAUUGCAAUUAGUUUACUCUUUGGAGCCUGCAGGCUCACAUGGUGUAUGGGGGCUUGAUGAUUAUCAUUUCUUGCCUUUUAUAUUUGGAUCGUCGCAGUUGAUUGAUCAUAAGUAUAUGAAGCCUAAGUCAAUUCAUAAUGAGGACAUUUUGGAAAAUUUUUCUAGUGAGUAUAUGUAUCUUUCUUGCAUUGCUUUUAUAAAGAAGGUGAAAAAGGGGUUAUUUGCGGAGCAUUCUCCAUUGUUGGACGAUAUCAGUGGAGUGCCCAAUUGGAACAAGGUGAAUAGUGGGUUGCUUAAGAUGUAUAAAGCUGAAGUAUUAGAGAAAGUUCCCAUCAUGCAGCAUUUUUUGUUUGGGUGGCUCAUUAAAUGGCUUUCACUUUGCAAUGCAUCAUUAACUGGGGAUUAUGGUAAUGAUACCGCCAAAGACCAUCUGAACAGCUAGUCUAUCUAACUGUUAAACAUAGUGAUUCUUACAAGAUAACAAGUCUUCUGGAUCAUACCAGCAAAGGGAUUCCACAGAUUGAAUGCUUUGUGACCUCCUAUUAGUUCAGUUUGUUCUUAACUAUUGCUUUAAUGGAUUACAGAUGGAUAUUACUUGUCGUUUAGACAUUGCUUGCCUGCAUGCUAAUACACAGGCAUGUAGGACAAAUUAAAUGAUCUUCUGUUUGUGUUGCUUUGAUACUAAGAGAAGAAUUGUGGUUCUUCAGCUUCAUAUUUUCAUUUUGAUUGUACCGUUGUCUUGUUAUGACUCGAAUGCUGUUUGCUGGUUAAUAACUGCUUCACUAUGUUAUUCU
Jatropha curcas is the source of this 1712-nucleotide messenger RNA. Its product is annotated as phosphotyrosyl phosphatase activator (PTPA) family protein. Lineage: Eukaryota; Viridiplantae; Streptophyta; Magnoliopsida; Malpighiales; Euphorbiaceae. Gene Ontology annotation, biological process: mitotic spindle organization. Gene Ontology annotation, cellular component: nucleus; protein phosphatase type 2A complex; cytoplasm. Gene Ontology annotation, molecular function: protein tyrosine phosphatase activator activity; peptidyl-prolyl cis-trans isomerase activity. The record is from RefSeq and is a predicted model, not a curated record.